Iphiclides podalirius (scarce swallowtail) is the source of this 1482-nucleotide messenger RNA. NCBI's taxonomy places the organism in Eukaryota, Metazoa, Arthropoda, Insecta, Lepidoptera, Papilionidae. The record is from the annotation of a GenBank genome assembly.
AUGUGGUUAGUUAGUCAGCCGAAUUCUGUGAUCCUGGAAGUCAAAGUGGAGCCUAAUGCUAUUGGACAGGACCUAUUGGAAAAAGUAUGCGAGAAGCUGGAGAUCGGCGCUGAGGCGGACUACUUCGGGCUGCGGGUGUGGCACGGCUCUGGGCCGGGGCGGUGGCUCAAUCUGCGGAACCCGCUGGACCCCCACCGCACCGCCGGCGGCAGGCUCGAGCUGCGCGUCAAGUUCUGGGUGCCGCCGCACCUGCUCAUCAACGAGCCCACGCGCCACCAGCAUUACCUGCACGCGAAACUCGACCUUAUCGAGGGCAGACUGGUCGUGGCCGAGCAAGAAGUCGCGCGGCGCAUCGUCGCGUACAUCGCGCAGGCCGAGAGCGGCGACUGCGACCCCGAAAUGCCCCCCACCCACAUAUACGAGGAGUGCAACAGGAUCGGGCCGCAGGGCGCGAAACCAGAGGACCACGUGGAGAAGAUAAUCGAGUACCACUGCGAGAUCGCCGGCAUGCGGCCCUCGCAGGCUGAGUACAGGCUGCUGAAGGAGAUCUCCAAGUUGGAGUCCUUCGGCGAGGAGCUGUUCUUCUGCAAGCCGGUGACGCAGAGCAACAACGCGCACAACCUGUACAGCCACUUGUUGUACCACCGGCAACAGGCGGAGGAGCCCAGGGCGCGGGACGAGCAGGAGAUAGACGGGGGGGCGACGGUCGGCUGCCUCACUUCAGGGCAGAGCGUGGGCGGCUGCGGCUGCCGGCUCAGCACCUGCGUGGGCGUGGGGCCCCAUGGCAUCGUCGUGUACAGGCCAGCCUGCAACGGCGACCAGGACAUUGGUGUCGAAAAACAAAGCAUCCCGUACACGGCGAUCCACCGCGCCCAGCCGCAGCGGCGCCUUUUCCAGCUGGCGUACGUGAGCAGCGAGGGCCACGAGGCCACGCUGCACGUGAAGAUGGCCACCUCCGGCCAGGCGGCCGCCCUCUACCGCGCCGUCACCGAGAAGCACGCCUUCUACUGCUGCGAGACGGUCCGCAGCGACGUCACCGAGCAGUUCAUCAGGGACCUCAAGGGCACGAUAGCGUCGAUCUUCAACGACUCCUCGACCCUCGGCCGCCGCUACGUGUUCGACAUCAGGCGCACCUGCCGCGAGGUGCACGACCGCGCGCGCCGCGCCGCCCACGCCCACGCCGCGUCCCACGCCCACGCCCACGCCAACUCCCACGCCCACGAGCCGCGCACCCGCCGCCGCUCCGCCACGCAGCACGAGGGCGCGCGGCCCCGCUCCCGCAGCGGCGGUGAGGCGCUGGCCUGCAGAGUGUGCAUGGACGCCGCCAUCGACAUGCUGCUGCUGCCCUGCCGCCACGUGGUCUGCUGCAGGCUCUGCGCGCCCAGAUGCAACCGAUGCCCCUUGUGCCGCCGCGAAAUCGAGAAGCUAAUGCACAUAUUCCUGCCCGUGGAGUACCAGAAGAGUCCUGGGGUCAUCAUAAAA